This is a messenger RNA of Auxenochlorella protothecoides, 1377 nucleotides long. Its product is annotated as Squalene synthase. The record is from RefSeq and is a predicted model, not a curated record. Gene Ontology annotation, molecular function: squalene synthase [NAD(P)H] activity. Bases 1 to 1377 code for a protein of 458 amino acids. The transcript has 9 exons. NCBI's taxonomy places the organism in Eukaryota, Viridiplantae, Chlorophyta, Trebouxiophyceae, Chlorellales, Chlorellaceae. Gene Ontology annotation, cellular component: endoplasmic reticulum membrane. Gene Ontology annotation, biological process: farnesyl diphosphate metabolic process; lipid biosynthetic process.
AUGGGAAAGCUGGGCGAGCUGCUCUCCCACCCGGACGAGAUCAUCCCAAUGGCGGCAAUGUACCUGGCUGCCCGCCGCGCGGCAGUGCUGCCACAUGACCCGGACCUUGCAUUCUGCUACUCCAUGCUGAAUAAGGUGUCGCGGAGUUUCGCAAUCGUGAUCCAGCAAUUGCCGGAGCAGCUGCGGGACGCGGUGUGCGUUUUCUACCUGGUGCUGAGGGCGCUGGACACUGUGGAGGACGACAUGGCGAUUGACCAGGCCGAGAAGGUUCCCAUCCUGCUUUCCUUCCACGAGAAGACCUACGAGAAGGACUGGAGCAUGAAGUGUGGGCACGGGCACUAUGUGGAGCUCAUGGAGCAGUAUCCCGUCGUCUGCGCCGCUUUCCAGGGGCUGGAGCCCCAGUACCAGGAGGUCAUCACCGACAUCUGCCGGAGGAUGGGGGCUGGCAUGGCAGAGUUCAUCGUCAAGGAGGUGGAGACAGUCAAGGAUUACGACCUCUACUGCCACUAUGUCGCCGGGCUGGUGGGCGUCGGUCUGUCCAACCUCUUUGCCGGCUCAGGCCUGGAGAGCGAGGACUUUGCCUCGCUGCACGAGCUGUCCAACGGCAUGGGGCUGUUCCUGCAGAAGACCAACAUCAUCCGCGACUACCUGGAGGACAUCAUGGAGGAGCCGGCGCCCCGCAUGUUCUGGCCCAAGGAGAUCUGGGGCAAGCAUGGCGACAGCCUGGAGGACUUCAAAGAUCCGGAGAAUGCCGAGGCGGCGGUCGCAUGCCUGAACGACAUGAUCGCGGAUGCCCUCCGCCAUGUGGAUGCCUCCCUGGAUUACAUGCAGCGCCUGAGGAACCGGCCCAUCUUCCGCUUCUGCGCCGUGCCCCAGAUCAUGGCCAUCGGGACGCUGGCCGCCUGCUUCGACAACCCGAGCGUGUUCACUGGGGUGGUGAAGAUGCGGCGCGGCCAGACGGCAAAGAUCAUGCACGACGUGGAGGAUUAUGCGGACCUGCUGGCCUACUUCCGGGCCUUUGGGCAGGCGCUGGCCGCCAAGGCGCGCGCCGCGCGCGGCAAAGGCGCGGAGAGCGUGGGCCGCGCCGCCGAGCGCGUGGUGGCCGGCUGCUCGGCCGCGCUUGCCGACCUGUCGCGGGCCGAGAACGCGCGGAUGGCCGCCGCCGCGCGGCGGCCGCUGUCCCUCCCCGCGCGCGCGCUGCUCCUGGUCGCCGCCCUCCUCUACCUCUUCCUGGCCUGGCGGGCGGAGGGCGUGCGACGCUGGCUGGGGGUGGACUCCCCCCCCGCAGCGCACAAGCUGGACUACUACAACCAGAUCGUGGCCUCCAUGUUCCUGGGCUACUCCCUCUUUGCCGUGGGCACGGGGCGGCGGCCGUGA